Ricinus communis (castor bean) is the source of this 1063-nucleotide messenger RNA. RefSeq names its product prostatic spermine-binding protein. Lineage: Eukaryota; Viridiplantae; Streptophyta; Magnoliopsida; Malpighiales; Euphorbiaceae. The transcript is spliced from 3 exons. The coding region runs from base 275 to 847 and encodes 190 amino acids. The record is from RefSeq and is a predicted model, not a curated record.
GGCUGCCCGAAACCAGGCUGAGAAAUUACGGGCAGUGAGUCAGUCAGUCACCCAAACACACCAGUAUUCUCUCUCUCUCUCUGAUAUAUAAUUUUUUUUUCUAUAUCUUUGGUGUCUCUGUGUCUCUACGAUCACGAUCCGACGGUCCAAAAUGAAAGGAGCAACUCACGCUUGUUUCUCCAUGUUUUAGAGGCUGAAACUUCCAGAUCUGCUCUACUUGUGUUCAGAUCUUCAUUUCUGGUUUUAUUUUUUAUUUGUUGUAUUUCCACUCAAAAUGGAGACCAACUACGGCCCAGUGACAGUUACGCUUGGCAACGGUGCGCUAACGUGCGCGGGUGAGGCAGUGACGUGUUUGCUUGUCUCUGCUUUGGUCAAAGCUCAGCUUUUAGCUCAGGAUCUUACUGUAUUACUGCUGACUAACAAACCUAGGAUGAAAGGAGAUGACAUGCACAGCCAGGACAAGCCAAUUGAUGCAGGUGGAGAUGAUGAUGAUGAUGGGGAUGAUGAUGAUGAAGGAGAUGGUGACUUUGGAGAAGGUGAGGAAGAAUUGUCAUCCGAUGAUGGAGCAGACCAUGGCAAAAACCCCAACAACAAUAAAAGCAACACAAAGAAGAGUGCAGAUGGUGGAGCAGGUGGGGCUGAAGAGAAUGGAGAAGAGGAAGAUGAUGAUGAAGAAGAAGAAGAUGGUGAAGAUCAAGACGACGACGAUGACGACGACGACGAUGAUGACGAUGACGAUGAUGGUGGGGAAGAGGAUGAGGAAGAGGUGGAGGACGUAGAGAAUGAAGAAGAAGAGGAGGAUGAAGAAGAGGAAGCUCUCCAGCCUCCAAAGAAGAGGAAGAAGUGAAGUAAAGGAAUGGUAGUGGCUCCUCAGAAACCUGUUUAUCUAACUUUAUGGAUCUACUUAGAGUAUGAGGCAGCCUGUUUAGGAUAAUGUUAUGCUGCAAAAUUGUCUUAUUUUGGAUGCAUGAUUAGAGUACUCUAGAAACUCUGAGCUGCGGCAAUGAUUAAUUCCAGAAAAAUGUGAUGAUGAUUAUGAUCUUAAAAACAUUUAGUCAGCUUA